AUGGAAUGUAUGAAUGUAGAUAUGCAUAUAUAAAACCGUAGCGGGAAACAUUUAGAGAUAGUAUGCCUUAAUCGCUGGAGUACGAAAGUAUUAUAUCGGUGUUUAAAACUUGGCAACGGUCGACGCGUCAGAGCAGUUUGUCGUGAUUUCGCAAAGUGCUGGUUGUUGUGGCCAAUUACUGUAGCUUUUACUAAAAACCAAUCACCGUGGUUUCUACUGAAAAUUUUAUUGCAAUGAGAGUUGAAAUUCUGGCAUGCCUGUGUCUUAAGAGUAUAAUGCUACUCGCGGUUGCCCAGGCCUAUAUAGAGCCACGGACAGAUUUGGGUGAAAUUCAAAAUCGCAUUGUAUCGGGUAGCCCGGCAUCACCUGGUCAAUUUCCCUGGCAAGUGAUUUUGAAAAAAGAUCCAAUCGAAGAUUUGUUAUGUGGUGGUUCAAUUAUCGCAUCAAAUUGGGUGCUCACCGCGGGACAUUGUACAUAUGGACUAACAUCUGUAUUUAUUAUGUUCGGUACUGUGCUACUUAAUAAUCCCAAUGCUUUAAAUAUGACCGCAACCCAGCUGUAUAUAAACCCGAAUUACGAUAGUUCGACACUAAAUAAUGAUGUAUCAUUAAUUCAGUUACCAACAACAUUGACAUUCAGCAAAACUAUACAACCCAUACAAUUGGUGACAAAUGAUUAUGCGAAUUUCAAUUUUAUUGGACAAGUUGCCACAAUUGCGGGUUUUGGCUUAACCGACGAUGAUUAUUUGGAAUCCUCAAACUUAUUAUUGUAUGCACAAGUGCAGAUUAUUAAUAAUAGUCAAUGCGGCGACGUAUUUGGCUCGAGCGUUGUGAUACCUUCAACGCUAUGCGCGCAAGGCGAAAAUGGCACUGACAUGUCGAUAUGUAGUGGGGAUUCUGGUGGACCGCUAAUAACACGCGAUUUGAAUGGCAACUGGAUGCAAAUCGGUAUAAACUCAUUUGUGGCAGAAGAUAUGUGCACCAUGAAGUAUCCAUCUGGUUAUGCGCGUUUAACCUCGUUCCUGAGUUACAUUUCACAGGUGACGGGUAUUAACUUCACUAGUUAUUGAUUGCGGGCUUAUACUUGAGUUAUAAAAGAAAUAAACUGUGCUAUGAUUUUCAAACUAAUUUCUGUUUUUUAUAAAAACCUAACCUAUAACCUAAAUAAAGAGUUUGUGUAAUGAA
Molecule: messenger RNA, 1185 nt
Organism: Bactrocera tryoni
Lineage: Eukaryota; Metazoa; Arthropoda; Insecta; Diptera; Tephritidae
Product: brachyurin
Exons: 2
Coding region: 234-1070 (278 amino acids)
Biological process (GO): proteolysis
Molecular function (GO): serine-type endopeptidase activity
Source: RefSeq, a predicted model, not a curated record